AUGAUGAUAUUAACUGCAUUGUUGAUUUUCAACUUGUUCAUACCAUUGAAUACUCGUUAUUCACUUUAUUAUUCUGAUAUUCGUCAAGGUUCUUAUGCAACAUUUGAUUGUUUAUAUACUUAUUUAGUUGAUGUCGGAAAAGAAAAGGGAAAAGAUUAUCUCCAAAAUUCUUAUUUAACUCCUUAUUGUAGAAGACCUGAUGUAAAUGAAGAACAAGAUGAAACGUUGUAUCCAGUUUAUGAAAAUAUAAUAAAAACAUCAAGUUUUAAGGAAUUAAAAAGGCAAAAUGUGACAAGUGAACAAUUACUUCAAUGGUUUUCACCGAUAGAUAUUGCAGAAAAAUACGAAAUGUAUAGCAAUGAUUCCGAUGUUUUUCAUAAUUGUUCAUUACCUUGGUUUGGUUCAAUGUGUCAAUAUAAAUUUAAUUUUGAUUUUGAUUCAUAUUUAUCAUUCGGUGAUAUUGUUCAAGCUACGACUGAUGCCAAGACAAAAAAUGCAUCUGAUAUUUCUACCAGAACAUGUUAUGGAUUUUUAACUACUUGUAAUCGUGGAUCAUGGCCAUUAUGUCUUGAUUGGCGUGAAAUAUGUGAUGGAAAAUUUGAUUGUAUCAAUGGAGAAGAUGAAUAUAUGUGUGAUCAAUUAGAAAUGACUGAAUGUAAUAGUAAUGAAUAUCGAUGUCAUUAUGGUGGUCAAUGUAUCUCUCAAGUAUUUCUAAAGGAUGGUAAAGUUAGUAUUGAUUGUCUUGAUGGUAGUGAUGAAGCAGUUGAACGCUUAUUUCACACUUCACAGAUAAACUGGAAUUGUUUACCUAUAUCUACAUUUCGAUGUGAAGAACAGAUUGGUCGAUAUCCUAGAUCGUUUCAAUGUGGUGAUGGUGAAUAUUUACUUGGAGUUACUCUACCAAUUACUAUGGUUUCUUGUUCGAAUCAGAAAGAUAAAGAAGGAUCUCGUGCUAUGCUUACUAAUAUGGAACAUAUUUCAAGCAUUAACUGUCGAGAAACAUUCUAUUGUGCACUUCAUUCCAAUCGAACAUUUGGUUCUCGAGGAAUUGAUCAUAAUGGUAUGGAGAUGGUGCCAAUUUUGGAAGAUAUUAGAAAUGAAGAAUGUGAAUCUUUAUCCCAGUAUUGUGAAUCGAAAUGGUUAGUAAUACCUGCAUAUCCUAUUUUAUUUGGAUUUUUUCAAUUUGUCUAUUUUACUAAUCGAUCAGUUGAUGAAUUUAAAGCAAAUAUUAAACCUGAUUUAAUAUGUUUUAACGCACAAGUAUGUCCUGUAUUAUUAACAGAAAUACAUCCUGUUAAAUUUCUUGAUGGAUUAACAUGCUGUCAUUCUUCGGAUUUAAUAUAUGGUGACGAGGCAAGAGACUUUAAUUACAUAGAUGCAAUGUUCUCAUAUCGUAAGCAUGAUUGUGCAAGAAAAGGUAUUGAAAAAUCAUGUAAAAAUUCAUCUUAUUUUUAUUGCAAUGAAUCUAUGAAAUGUAUUUCAUUUAAUCGUGUUGGUGAUGGUAAUAAUGAUUGUUAUUUUGGAGAAGACGAACUUUUUAACGCUUGUCAAUUGAAUGAUUCAAAUCGAUUUCAAUGCUCAUCAGAAGAAAAUAAAUGUCUAUCGUUAGUUGCAGUUGGUAAUACAUUUGAAGAGUGUCGUUUAGGAGAAGAUGAAUUAUUUGCAUAUACUCAAAAUUUGGUCAUACUAAUACCAUUUCCAUAUUUAUGCAAUAAUAAGAUGAAUUUCGGUCCCUACUUCAAUAAUUGGAAUGACACAGAUGAAACCAAUUGUGACUCGUGGUCUUGUGAUAAUCCAUAUACAAAUUGCAAUGAAUACUGGGACUGUCAAAAUGGUAUUGAUGAACUUAAUUGUCCUAAUUCAAAAUGUUCUUUUGAUGAACAUGAAUGUUAUAAUCAACAAUCUGAAUUAUCUUAUUGUAUAUCAUUACAUAAUAUGUAUGAUAAAUAUUUCAAUUGUUGUAACGAAACAUACGUUGAACGUGAAAUCUACUUUUAUAAUGGAACUUUUGAUAUUAGUGAAAAUUAUUUUUCAUGGAAUGAUAGUAAAUAUAUUACUGUAGAUAAAAUCUGUCGUAUUGAUCAACGUUUACAACCAUCAUUCGAACAAGAAGAUAUUUGUUUUUAUAGGCCAGAAAGUGUUUUUUAUGCACAUAAUAAACCUGUGAAACUUAUCCAGAACAACGACUAUUUCUGUCAAUAUAACAAAGAUUUUUCGAAAUAUGAUGAAAAUCUUGUUUUCAAAACUCUACGCUUAGGAUAUUUUCCAUCAGUAUUAAUGAAUAUUUCUAUUCCAAUUAUUUCUAAAACAAAUCAACUGAAAAAAACAACGUUUAAUAUUAGCAAUGAAUUCAUUUCAUAUUGUCAUCGUGGUAUUCUUGUAUUACGUGGUCGAAAUCAAAUAAAAACAUGUUUUUGUCCACCUAAUUAUUAUGGUUCUCAAUGUCAAUGGCAAAAUCAACGUAUUAGUUUAACUAUUCAAUUAGUAUGGCGUAGCAUUCGACUCACACCUAUUAUAUUUCAAGUUCUAAUUAUACUUAUUGAUGGAUAUGGACAAAUAGCACCUUAUUAUGAACAAAUUAUUUAUAUUCCAAAUCGUGAUUGUAAUACAAAAUUUAAUAUUUAUUUACUUUAUCCAGAACGACCAAAAUCUUUAUCAAAUAAUUAUUCUAUUCGUAUUGAUAUUUAUGAAAAAAUCAAAUUAGAAUAUUGGUCAAGUUGGUAUUUAUCUAUACCUUUUCAAUUCCUACCUGUUAAUCGAAUUGCUACUCAAUUAAUUAUUCCUGAAAUGAAAAAUGAAGAGUCCGUAUGUGCUCUAUCAUGUGGAAAACAUGGGAAAUGUAUGAAUUAUGCAAAUAAUAAAUCUUUAUUCUUUUGUCUAUGUGAUAGUGGAUAUUCUGGUAUAAAUUGCAAUAUCACAAAUCAAUGUAAUUGUGCAAAUGAUUCACUAUGUUUAAGUCCAGAGAUCUGUAUUUGUUCAUUAUAUAAAUUUGGGCCUUAUUGUCAUUUAACGCAUUCAACUUGUAAAUUAUCAAAUAAUUCAUGUAAACAAAAUGAACUUUGUGUACCGAAUGAUUACCGUAUUGAUUUAAAUACAUUUACUUGUCUUUGUCAAGAUGAAUAUUCAGAUGAACGUUGCGAAAAUAAAAAUAAUCGUAUUGAUAUACAUUUAAACAAGGAAAUUCUCUGGGAACAUUCAUUAUUAUUAAUCCAUGUGAUUACAUCAUUUGAUCAGAAAGAACAUGAACGAAGAAUUUUAUUAAAAAAAGUUCCAUAUAAUCAAAAUAUUUUAACAAUUCAUUUAGCACAACCAUUUCAUAUUAUUCUGGCUGAAAUAGUUAAUGAAUCUUUUUAUUUAAUAGUAGUUCGAGAAGUAUUUCAACCUUCCGAAUAUAUUCAAACAAAAAUCGAAUUAAAACAACGUUGUCCUUCAGUUAAUGAUCUUUUAAAUGAUACAGUGCGUCAAUAUAAUUAUUUGAGACGAGUUAAAUAUUACCCAUUAUUAUGUCGUACACAUUUAGAAUUAAUGUGUUUUUAUGAUGAAGAUCAUAUGUGUAUAUGUGAUCGUGAUCGAUUCUCUAAUUGUUUUCUAUUUAAUCAAACAAUGAAUAAUGAUUGUCAAGGUUAUAAUCAUUGUGAAAACGAUGGUCAAUGUUUUUUAAAUAAUCAAACAUGUCCAACUCAAUUUAUGUGUAUAUGUCCUGAUUGUUAUUAUGGUGCAAAAUGUCAGCUGUCAACAAAAGGUUUUAUUUUUUCACUUGAUUCCAUUCUUGGUUAUCAUAUUAAACCAAAGAUUUCACUUAAUCAACAACCAGUAAUUAUUAAAAUAACUAUUUUUAUUAGUACUAUGUUACUUGUUAUUGGAUUAAUUAAUGGUCUAUUAUCAAUAGGAACAUUUCGUCGAAUAAAAUCGCGACAAGUCGGUGCUGGUUAUUAUCUUUUAUCUUCAUCGAUUAUUUCAAUAUUUAUAAUUAUUUUGUUAACAUAUAAAGUUUGGGAAUUAAUUUUAUCCCAAAUGUCUGUAAUAACUAAUCGAUCAUUCCUUCAUUUUAAUUGUAUUUCAAUAGAUGUGAUCCUUAAAAUUCUUCUAGCAUUCAAUGAAUGGUGUAAUGCAUGUGUGGCUAUGGAAAGAAUGAUGAGUGUCAUCUUAGCUACUCACUUUCAAAAAAAGAAAAGUAUAAAAAUGUCCAAAUGGGUAAUUUUAAUUACAUUUAUUUUUACAAUACUUACACACAUUCAUGAACCAAUACGUCGUGAAUUAAUCGAUGAUUUUGAUGUUGAUGAAUAUCGUAUUUGGUGUUUUGUUCAAUAUUCAUCAUCUGUUCGAAAGUAUAAUUCAUUUAUAACACUUUUUCAUUUUCUUGCUCCUUUUUCAAUUAAUAUCAUAUCUGCUCUUUGUAUUAUUAUAACAUUAGCUUAUAGACGUAGUGCUGUCGAACAAAGUGAAACAUUACGAGGUCAUUUAAAAAAUCAAAUACAACAACAUGCACAUGUUUUAUAUUCUCCAUGUAUAUUAAUAUUAUUAAGUUUACCUCGUUUAAUUAUUUCAUUUGCAAAUAAAUGUAUGCGAUCAGCACACCAACCAUGGUUACAUCUGAUUGGUUAUUUUCUCUCAUUUAUUCCAUCAAUGUUAUUAUUUAUUGUUUUUGUAAUGCCAUCAAAAACUUACAGACGAGAAUUCAAAGCAUGGACUAAACAAAUAUCUCAAAAACUUUGUACAACUCGAUAA
Messenger RNA from Adineta steineri, 4728 nucleotides. The record is from the annotation of a GenBank genome assembly. Lineage: Eukaryota; Metazoa; Rotifera; Eurotatoria; Adinetida; Adinetidae.